AGACCAGAACUGAGAGAGUCUUUGUACUGGGAGAGAGAGUGAGAGAGCGAGAGAGAGAGCGAGAGAGAGAGCAGUGUAUUUUCAGGUCUGCUCAGUGGGGCAGAGGGACACGGAGUUUGCCUGAAUUUCGUCACACACAUGCACUUGGAGUUCACGUCAAAACCUGGAUUUUCAUUCACACAUUUACUAAGAUGUUUCAAGGGUGGUCUCUUGCCCUGCAUCUGGCUCUUCUGUGCUGGCUGGCUGCUUCCCUGCAGGUUAUAGCAGAGCGAGGCUCCCGGGCUCACCUGGACCUGACAGAGUUAAUCGGCAUCCCUCUGCCUCCGUCAGUCUCCUUCACCUCUGGCUAUGAGGGUUUUCCUGCCUACAACUUUGGGCCUGAAGCCAACAUCGGUCGACUCACCAAGACCUUUGUACCGGGGUCCUUCUAUAAGGACUUUGCCAUCAUCGUCACGGUGCGACCGUCGAGCCAAAGAGGUGGGAUGUUGUUUGCCAUCACCGAUGCCCAGCAGAAGGUGGUGGAGCUGGGAUUGGCUCUCACUCCGGUGCGUGACGGCCUGCAGAGCAUCUUACUUUACUACACUGACAGAGAACAGAUGUCGCACAGUCACAAAGCUGCCACCUUCACUGUGCCGGACAUGACUGAGCAGUGGACACGCUUCACGGUGGUGGUGGAGCGUGAUGAGGUUCGUCUCUACAUGGACUGUGGAGAAGCAGAGAGGACGACGUUCCGCCGACGGCAGGAAGGACUCACGUUUUCUCACAACUCGGGCGUCUUUGUUGCCAACGCUGGAAGCACCGGGCUGGACAAGUUUGUGGGCUCCAUUCAGCAGCUAGUGAUAAAAGACGACCCGAGGGCAGCCGUGGAGCAGUGUGAAGACGAUGAUCCUUAUGCAUCAGGAUACGGCAGUGGAGAUGAAAAUCUGGACGACAGAGAGACAGAGGAGGAAAUGAUGAAGAAGAUGCAGCAAAGAAAACCUAACACAGAGCAGGAAGACAGUGUUCCAGUCAGAGCUCCGCCCACUGAGGCUCCAGAGGUGGAGCUUGAUGAGUAUUCUGGUCACAUGACACCAACAGAGGCCAAUGAGGAAAUGUUGAUUACAGACCCACGUGAGACGGACGAGGCAGGAGAGAAAUCAGGAGACGGUCACCUUAAGCCUGGGUUGAAAGGAGACCGUGGAGAUCCUGGACAACCUGGUCCACCUGGUCCACCAGGUCCGACCCCUCUACCUGGACAGUCUAAGCCUGGACCACGGGGGCCCCAAGGGUCACCGGGGACCCCAGGAUUCCCUGGACUGCCAGGGAAAGAUGGAGAGAAGGGAGACAAGGGUGUUAAAGGCGAUGCUGGUCAGAGAGGAGCUCAAGGAUUUCCUGGUUUGGACGGAGAAGCUGGAUCCAAAGGAGAGAAAGGAGAAACAGGACUUGGUUUCCCAGGCCCUCCAGGCCUCCCCGGACCACCUGGACCUCCGAGAUCCCGGAGUGUACCUUACGGAGCAGACGCUCUUGGUUCUGGCUUUGAGGACUUUGACAGCGACACUGAACUCAUCAGGGGUUCUCCUGGUCCACCAGGUCCUCCCGGGCCACCCGGUCCCCCUGGACCCAACCUGUCACCUAACACACCUCACGGCCUCCUUCCUGGUCACGCUGGUCCACAUGGUGUCCCAGGAAAAGACGGACUCCAAGGAAAACCUGGAAUACCGGGUUCUGCAGGAAACGAUGGAGUUCCAGGUCAACAGGGAACCACCGGAGAGAAGGGUGAUCAAGGCUUACCUGGACCACCUGGACCUAAGGGUGAAUGUGGGUCUCAUGGCACAGCAGGAUCACAGGGUCCACAAGGGCCCACUGGCCCUGAGGGGAGGACAGGCCCUGCUGGUCCUCCAGGACUACCUGGACCCCCUGGUCCUUCAGGAACGAAAUACUUUAUAGAGGAUAUGGAAGGAUCUGGAAAGAGUGACAUGCUCAUUGGGGCUGGAGUCAGAGGUCCACAGGGUCCUCCUGGUCUACCUGGUCUACAAGGACCCAAGGGUGAGGAUGGAGCUCCGGGGAUCUCUGUUAAAGGUGAACCAGGAGACCCAGGACCUGAGGGUCUUCAGGGUCCUGCUGGACUACCAGGCGCUCGGGGUGCUAAAGGAGAAAAGGGAAGUCUAGGCUUGAAGGGAGAUCGGGGUGAAGGUGGACUCAGUUUCCCAGGACCACCAGGGCCCCCUGGACCUCCGGGGACUAUUAUCAAUUUACAGGAUCUGCUCCUCAAUGUCACAGAUGGAAUUUUCAACCUCACAGAGAUCAGAGGACCACCAGGACCCAACGGACCUGAAGGUUUGCCAGGCAGAGCUGGGUUUCCUGGUCCCAGAGGACCAAAGGGAGACAGCGGCUCCCCAGGUGCCCACGGGCCACCAGGGAUUAAAGGAGAAAAAGGAGAGUCAGGAGUGACCAUUGCUGCUGAUGGAUCUCUAUUAUCUGCUCCCAGGGGUCCACAUGGGCCCAAAGGCAUCAAGGGGGACCGUGGGUUCCCAGGAGCUACUGGACUGAUGGGCCCGAUAGGACCGACUGGACAAAAAGGAGAAUAUGGUUUCCCUGGUCGCCCGGGGCGACCUGGUUUGCCCGGAAGAAAGGGUGACGGAGGAGAUGCUGAUGGUCGGCCGGGACCACCGGGUCCUCCAGGUCCUCCAGGACUUCCAGGAAGAAUUCUUGGUUUAAAUGGAACAGUGUUCCCGGUGCGACCCAGACCGCACUGCAAACAGGGACCAGGGUCAGUGGCAAGGAGAGGAGAUUCAUUUGGAUCCAAAGGCGACAAAGGGGAGGUUGGAUUACCUGGAGAACAAGGGACACCUGCUCCUGCAUUCGUAGAUGGAAUUGUGGGAGAAAAAGGUGAUCAGGGAAACCAAGGUGAGAAGGGAGAAAAGGGUGACGCCGGUGAACCUGGACCUCCAGGACUGCCCGGCAGAUCUGGUCUUGUAGGUCCAAAGGGUGAGUCCAUCGUGGGUCCUUCAGGUCCUGCUGGUUCUCCUGGCCAACCUGGACCCGCUGGGUUUGGACGACCUGGACCUAGAGGCCAGCCAGGUCCUGCUGGACCUCCAGGACCUUCAUAUGAAUCCAGUACAUCUGUAAGCGUUCCAGGUCCUCCUGGUCCUCCAGGUCCACCAGGAUCUUCAGGACAUGGAAACAUGGUGACCACGUACAAAACGGUCCACGCUCUGACCAGAGAGAGUCAACGCGCUGCAGAGGGAACACUGGCUUAUGUGUCAGAGCAAGGAGGAGAGCUGUACGUCAGGGCUCGGAACGGCUGGCGUAAGAUCCAGCUUGGAGAGCUGAUUCAAUCAGGACCUUCGUCCUCAGCAGCGUCUCAUGCUCUCAGCAGGACUGGAGAAUGGAGCAGGACACACAGGAGCCACAGCCAGGAGCUGCAGGAGAACAACCGAGGAUAUCAGCCCAGCUUUAAUGUUCUACCACAGACCUUCAACGACGUUUCUGGGCUCCACCUGGUGGCGUUGAACGCUCCACUGAAAGGGGACAUGCGCGGAAUCCGCGGCGUGGACUUCCAGUGCUACCAGCAGGCUCGCUCCAUGGGACUGACUGCCACCUACAGGGCCUUCCUGUCCUCACACCUGCAGGACCUGGCAACUAUAGUGAGGAAGGUGGACCGCACAGCCAUGCCUGUGGUUAAUCUCAAGGGUGACGUGUUGUUCAGUAGUUGGACCUCCAUCUUCUCAGGAAAUGGAGGCUCAUUUAAUCCGUCCACACCAAUUUAUUCCUUUGACGGACGCAACGUUAUGACUGAUUCAGCCUGGCCAGAGAAGUUGAUGUGGCACGGCUCCAGCUCGGUCGGGAUCAGACUGACCACAAACUACUGCGAGGCGUGGAGGACGUCCGACAUGGCGGUGACGGGUCAGGCGGCGCUGCUGCACACGGGACGACUGCUGGGUCAACACGCUCGCUCCUGCUCCAACCACUACAUCGUCCUGUGUAUAGAGAACACGUAUGUGGGCAGCACACACCCACGGAGGCCGUGACCACACACACAUGGCAAACACACACACACACACACACGUGAACACAUGAGGAAACACACACACACACACACGUGAACACAUGAGGAACGUAGGGAAUGUGAAUGGGAAACACAUGUAGGCACAUACAUACAUACAUACAUACAUACAUGAUCAUUUGUCACUGUUUCACUGAAAGUACAGACAAAAACAAAAUUCCCCCAAAAACUGUUUUGCCACUAAAUUCUUGUUUCCUUUUUUUUUAAAUCUAUGAACAAUACGGAUAAAUGGAAGUUAAUCUGUCUGAGCAGAUUUUUAAUUUUGAAAAUCUCUAAAUUUCUAUCUUUAUUUUGCGUUGGAAAUUAUGUAUUUAAUUUUUUUUUUGUCUCUAAACUCCACAAAUGUUUUUUAAUGUCUCAUUUUCACCUUUUAUUUUUCCAAUAUGGUUUGAAAUGUUAAUCUUAAAAUAUAAUAAUAUAUAUAUAUCCAAGAGUAUCAAAUUCAGCCAUAUUCGACGAAAGAAAAUAAUCUUGUACAAACAGACCCGAAAAAAAAUCUCCUAAAAGUCACCAAUCCUUUCUUAAAUUUUGAACAAAUUGUGUCAUUUUAAAAAAUCUCCCCAAACAUCCAAUAAUUUCUUCCUCAGACUGAAACUUUAAAAAAUACGUCCGAUAUUUUUUUGACUUUUCAAAUGGAAAAAAACGUCCGAAAAACGUAAAAUGUUUGGCAAAGAAAAUUUAAACGAAUCAACGAUUGCUUUCUUUGAGGAAAAAUUGAAGGCUUGACUCAACCUUGAUCACUGUCUGGCGCCCCCUGUUGGAACGAACCUCGUCAGGAGGAUGUGAACUUUAACCCCGCUGCUUGUAAUGUACUUUAGCGUUAGCAUUAGCGUUGAAAUCAGCGUGUGAAUUUCAUUAAUUUAUCCUGUAGCAGGUCAAAGUGUGAAAAUCUAGUCCAUUCACUUUUUCUGUCUUAGACUUUAAUGAUGUUGGAACAUGUAUAUAUAUAAAUAUAUAUAAUUGUGUUGUCAGGUUUUUUUUUUUCUACUCGUAGACGUAGAGUUUUUUGUUUUUCUUCUCACCGCGUACGUCUCUGUUCACAUUCAGUUCAGUUGUUGUCUGGACUUUUUUGUUUGUUUCUUUUUUUUUAUUGAGCUUCGAAAGUAAAGAGACACAUUUGUACUGACCAGUGUUCACGCUCAAAUAAAAGUACACGUCUGGUUCUGUGGUUUUUUUUAAA
Solea solea (common sole) is the source of this 5225-nucleotide messenger RNA. RefSeq names its product collagen, type XV, alpha 1b (gene col15a1b). Gene Ontology annotation, cellular component: basement membrane. The record is from RefSeq and is a predicted model, not a curated record. The transcript is spliced from 44 exons. The coding region runs from base 192 to 4010 and encodes 1272 amino acids. NCBI's taxonomy places the organism in Eukaryota, Metazoa, Chordata, Actinopteri, Pleuronectiformes, Soleidae.